Messenger RNA from Myotis myotis, 1182 nucleotides. It is a transcript of the gene RNF24, whose product is annotated as ring finger protein 24. The transcript is spliced from 6 exons. The record is from RefSeq and is a predicted model, not a curated record. Bases 156 to 602 code for a protein of 148 amino acids. Lineage: Eukaryota; Metazoa; Chordata; Mammalia; Chiroptera; Vespertilionidae. Gene Ontology annotation, cellular component: endomembrane system. Gene Ontology annotation, molecular function: zinc ion binding; ubiquitin protein ligase activity.
CGGGCCCGCCCCUCCCUCGGGCCGCCCCGCGCAGUCUGCCGCCGCCACCUCAGCCGCACUAGGUCCGGACAGACGCUCUCCACCCACAGCCUGCCGCUCGGCGCUGACGGUCCCGCACGCCCGCCGCUGCCUCCGCCGGCGCUCCCGAUUCAUCCAUGAGCUCGGAUUUCCCACAUUACAACUUCAGGAUGCCUAAUAUUGGAUUCCAGAAUCUGCCUCUCAACAUAUAUAUUGUGGUUUUUGGCACUGCUAUAUUUGUCUUCAUCCUUAGUUUACUCUUCUGUUGCUACUUGAUUAGGCUAAGACAUCAAGCACACAAAGAAUUUUAUGCCUAUAAACAGGUUAUAUUAAAAGAGAAAGUAAAAGAACUGAAUUUACAUGAACUCUGUGCAGUGUGUCUAGAAGACUUCAAGCCUCGAGAUGAGUUGGGGAUUUGUCCGUGUAAGCAUGCCUUCCACAGAAAGUGCCUUAUUAAGUGGCUGGAGGUUCGGAAAGUGUGUCCACUGUGCAACAUGCCAGUUCUGCAGCUGGCCCAGCUGCACAGUAAGCAGGACCGUGGACCCCCACAGGGGCCCCUGCCAGGGGCAGAGAACAUUGUAUAGCUCACCACAGGAUCAAACUGUUGCAGGACCCACGCUCACAGAGGCAGGCGGAACACACAUGCUCUGUGUUGGCUGUUCUACCCAGGCACCAGCUGCCACUUCCUUUGCCUCAUGAAAAACUCCUGGGCCAGCUAAGCUAAGACCCAGACUUCUGGGUCAUGUGACAACCAAAGCUGACAGUACCCACGUCCCACGCCAAGAGAAGAGAAGUUAAAUGAGCCUGCAGGUUUGGUUCAAGGAGCUUCAUGAGAGUCUCUUGCCAACUCAAUUAUAUGCUGUCAUCCAGACACUUCUCUCCAUGUCAGGUGACUUUUGUCAAGCAGAAGGGAAGAUAAACACAAGUGCUAGAGAAAGGAACUGAGGGCAGGUCUUUAAAGCCACCCACACCCCGCCCCGUGGACAGAUGAGCUUCUAUGCAGACUGCAUGUCUGAGCAGCAGCAAACCUUCCCGGCAGCCCCUGAGCCAAGCAAAACCAGUGGUUACCUCAGCCGAAGCACGACCGGUUGCCUGGUUGGUGAGACAGUGCCAACAAAGGCUUUUCACCUUAUAUUCCUUUGAUAAAAUCAUCUUGGAACCCAA